GAUUAAAUACUGAGACUGGAAAUAAAAUCGUUGAGCAUUUUGUGCUUGUAGUGCCGUAUCCUAAACUCGUUUCCAAAACCACGAUUGAUCUGAGUGUAUUGUCUUAAUUGCACACACUUGAUUACGCACGCACACAAACACACACUUCGUUAUUUAUUGGGAUGAGGUAUUAGGUCUUUCCCAUAGGGCUCCAACAAGUAGUGAGCUCAAUACAUAAAACACGCUACUUAUGUAGGCUCGAACACAUUUCGUGACAUUUUGGAUUUACUUAACAGGACAAUAACAUACAGCACAUGAAAUGUAACACACGAAAUAUACACAUUUGUAUUGGCCUAGUUGUCAAUUUUUGAUAUCGAACUACAACGCACAAAAAAAAAGCUACGAGUGAGUGGGAACAAACCAUAUUUAAUCAUGCACAAACCCCAGAAAGUUGUUCGUGUCAUGCCACUGCAGCAUAAAUCAUACAGAGGCUUUUAUUAAUUCACAGCACCACCAGAAAGACACGACACCUGUCAAACCCCGUUCCCCAGACUGACGGCCCCGGACUGGCGGGUCGGUCGGUCGGUCGGCGCGGCGGCUUCAGUCUGCCUGCUGACAGCAGAGCGGAGCGGAGCGACAGAAAGAGAAAUGGCGCCUCGGUGCUGCACUCACUGAGGGGAGGCAGUGCUUUGGAGCCUACAGAAAGACUGAAUAAGGGACACAAACAAACACACACGCGAGGGGAGCGACAUGGUGAACACACGAAAGAGAGCACGGCCUCUGCCUAGCAAUCCGUUCAUCUCGUCGAGGACUAGGUCGUCGUCCAGAAAUGAGCCAAACUCUGAGGAACAUAAGGAGCCUGUGAGUGACGUGAGUAGUCCCAGCAGCCCGAGGUUGACCCCUCCCUCCAAGCGGACGCGUCGACAAAUUCCCUCCACCCCCUGUUCCAGUGACACCUCUCCAUCUCCCCAGACCAAGGGUCAACGGGUCAACUGGGAAAUUCCCACUUAUCGCACCAGGCUGUCCUCUCGCACAAUGCAAAAUGGACACGCCCAUAUGAGCCAUCGCGACGAGCCGGGAGGCGGGGACGAUCACUCUCGCAUGAAUGGUCACGUGGGGCUGAAGCGGGUGAGCUGCCGGGUGAAGAAGAGCCAGUUUGAGCACCUCAACCAAAGCCUGCUGUUCGACCAGCUGGUCAACAGUACUGCCGAGGCUGUUCUGCAGGAGAUGGAUAACAUCAGCAGCAUCCGGCAGAACCGAGAGGUGGAGCGUCUGCGCAUGUGGACCGGAGACACUGAGGAGGAGAACAUGGACAUGUACUCACGAGUCAAGCGCCGGAAAUCCUUGCGGAGGAACACGUUCAACAUACCACCACACCACAAAGUCCUGAGCAAGAAAAAGCAGCAGGAGGAUGAUGAUGACGACGACGAAGAGGAGGAGGGCACUGAAGAGUCGCACGGCGAGGAAGGGGAAGAGGCAGAGGACGACGACGAUGAAGACGACGAAGAGGAUGAAGCGGAGGAGGCAGGGGAGGCCAACGGCCGGCCGUACAACCUUCGCCAGCGCAAGGCCAUGCAGCGGUACGAGGCUCCGCCUAUCGAGCCUGUGAACAGAAAACAAAGCAACCCGUCCCUGUUCGACACCCACAGAUCUCCAGCAAGAAGAAGCCAUAUAAGAGUGAAGAAACACGCCAUCCACAGCAGUGACACCUCCUCCUCUUCGGACGAGGAGCGCUUCGAGAGGAGGAAGAGCAAGAGCAUGACGCGGGCCAGGAACAGGUGUUUGCCGAUGAAUCUGGGCACCGAGGAGCUGUCAGGUGGGGUGUUGCGGGACCGGGUGAAAGUGGGUGCCAGCCUAGCAGAUGUGGACCCCAUGAACCUCGAUAGCUCGGUGCGGUUUGACAGUGUGGGAGGGCUCAGUAAGCAGAUCCAGGCCCUGAAGGAGAUGGUGGUGUUCCCGCUACUUUACCCAGAAGUCUUUGAGAAGUUCAAGAUUCAGCCUCCGAGAGGCUGCCUGUUCUACGGCCCGCCAGGAACGGGAAAGACCUUAGUGGCGCGGGCGCUCGCCAACGAGUGUAGCCAUGGCGACAAGAAGUUGUCGUUCUUCAUGAGGAAAGGAGCCGACUGCCUCAGCAAGUGGGUCGGCGAGUCGGAACGGCAGCUGCGCCUGCUCUUCGACCAGGCGUACCUGAUGAGGCCGUCCAUCAUCUUCUUUGAUGAGAUCGACGGCUUGGCUCCUGUCCGAUCCAGCAGGCAGGACCAGAUACACAGCUCCAUCGUGUCCACUCUGCUGGCCUUGAUGGACGGGCUGGACAGCCGCGGGGAGAUAGUGGUCAUCGGUGCUACAAACAGACUUGACUCUAUCGACCCCGCUCUCCGAAGGCCGGGCCGCUUUGACAGGGAGUUCCUCUUCAGCCUGCCCGACAAGAAGGCCCGAAAGCACAUCCUUGAGAUCCAAACAAGGGACUGGAACCCCUCAUUGGCCGAGCUGUUCGUGGACGAGCUGGCAGAGAAAUGUGUCGGCUACUGCGGCGCUGACCUCAAAGCACUUUGCACGGAGGCGGCGCUGAUGGCGCUGCGACGCCGCUACCCGCAGAUCUACAGCAGCAGCGUCAAGCUCCAGCUGGACGUCUCCUCCAUCACCCUGGGGGCCGCCGACUUCAGCAAGGCCCUGCAGACCAUCGUCCCGUCCUCCCACAGGGCCCUGGCUCCGUCGGGGCGCGCCCUGGACCCUGCCCUCAGGCCCCUCCUGGACCACUCCCUCUCUCUGGUGCUGAAGUCCCUGCUGCGAGUGUUCCCCCACGCCGCCGCGCAGCAGACCGACGGGGACAAUGCAAAUGGCGGUGACAAUCAACAGCUAGAAGAGGAUUUAUGCAGCGACGACGACAAUGAAUGCACCCCCUCCAUCUACGAUGUCAACCCCGCCGGGCCCACCAUGAGCCUGCUCCCCUUCCCCACGUCUCAAAGACCCUUCCUUCACCUCUCAACCUCAGUGCUCCAGCAGCCAACGGCGUAUCGGCCCCGGCUGCUCCUGGCCGGGCCCCCGGGCUCGGGCCAAAGCUCCCACUUGGCCCCUGCCCUGCUCCACCACCUGGACAAGCUUCCAGUGCACCGGCUGGACCUGCCCACCCUCUACUCAGUCAGUGUGAAGACUCCAGAGGAGUCCUGUGCUCAGGUGUUUCGGGAGGCGCGUCGGAGCGUGCCCAGCGUGGUGUUCAUGCCACACAUCUCCGAGUGGUGGGAAGCUGUGAGCGAGACUGUGAAAAGCACCUUCCUCACCCUGCUCCACGACGUCCCCUCCUUCAGCCCCAUCCUCAUCCUCGCCACCAUCGAGUCCCCCUACUCACAGCUGUCCGAGGAGGUGAAGUGUUUGUUCCAGAGGGCCUUCGGGGAAGUGGUGACGCUGUCUCCUCCUGGUGAGGAGGAACGGAAGAACUUCUUCUCUGAUCUGCUGUUGGUGCAGGCUGUCCGGCCUCCACCACGGCCCCGCGCCACAGUAGAGAGGGGUGCGGAGGUGCUGCCGGUAGCCGAGGCCCCUGGCCCCCGGGCGCUGUCGGCCGAGGAGCAGCGGCGUCUGGCGGAGCAGGAGGAGAACACGCAGCGCGAGCUCAGGCUCUUUCUCAGGGACGUGACCAAGCGCCUGGCGACGGACAAGCGCUUCAGCAUCUUCAGCAAGCCCGUCGACAUCGACGAGGUGUCGGACUACCUCGACGUGAUCCGCCAACCCAUGGACCUGUCCACCAUCAUGACCAAGAUCGACACGCACCGCUACCUGACCACCAAGGAGUUCCUCCUGGACGUGGACCUCAUCUGCAGCAACGCGCUGGAGUACAACCCGGACAAGGAUCCCGGAGACAAGGUGAUACGACACCGUGCCAGCAGCCUAAAGGACAGCGCCCAUGCCAUAUUUGCCUCUGAGCUGGACCCAGAGUUUGACCGCAUGUGCGAGGACAUCAAGGAAGCCCGCAAGAAGAGGGACUUUCAGACGCCAGCCCAGCCGACUGCAGCUCCCGGCGCCGGCGUGGCAACCAGAAAGCACAGCACCGUGGGAGAUGAGCGAGCAGGGAGCAGCACUCAGGGCGAAGCAGCCGACAAGCAGUGUGCCAGUAACCACUUGAAGCGCAAGGUGCGGCGGCGGCCAUUUUGGGGGCGCGGCAUCAUCAGGAAGAAGAAGAUUUACAAGAAAGGCAUCGAGGAGGAAGAGGAGGAGCCCGAGGGGGACACCACGGGCCCUUGUGACUCCUGUCUCACGCUGGACGAGGAAUCGUCGUGUGACACCAUGCCGCCCCAGCCCAACGGCCACCACGCACCCUCCCACGGGCCUUCCACGGAGGAAGAGAGCUCCAACGAACCUCCGGUCGCCCCGCCCACCCUUCUCCCUGCAAUCGAGCCACUGGUCGCCCUGCCCGCCCUCCUCCCAGCAGGCGAGCGACCGAUCGCCCUCCUCCCAGCGAACGACCCUCCGCCGCCCUCCCCACCCUUCUCCCUGCAAACGAGCCACCCCCCACCCAGGUCCGGGCGAAGCCGAGGAGCAGAGCGGCGGCGGGCCGGAGCCCAGGGACGCGAGGAAGGACGCGCAGGCACAGUCCGUCGGUGGCGGUCAACAUCCAACACCAGCAGCGCGGCGGGCUGAACCCAAGCCCGAGACGGACGCCGUGUCUCUGGGCGCAGACGCGAAGGACAAAGGGACAGCGGAGCCUCAGAGUUGGAGUGCGUGAACGGGGACGAGUCCAUGGACAGCCUGGACUCUUCCAGCCCCACAAAGAGCUGCGGGGAGGGGGACACGACCGCGCAGGACGCGGCUGAAGGCUCGGCAAAACCCGGGCGGGAAGAGCAAGGCGUCGCGGCGGAGGCUGGAGAAACUCAGGUUCUGCCCCCCCAGGAAGGAAGCUCGGGAGCGGAGGUAGCAGACGAAGGCCACGAUGCAGAGGACUGCGAUAAAGAAGGGAUCAGCGGGAGACGUCGUACGAGGAGCCAAUCAGAACAGAUUGUGCAAUCUGCAGAGAAAACGGAGGAGACUCCAUUCCACGCUGCACCAUCUCCUCCUCCACCGCCACCACCGCCGCCGCCGCCGCCGCCACCACCACCACCACCACCACCACCACCACCACCACUAAUCAUUGACCACCAGCGACUUUCGGCGCUGCUGGGAGCGCUGGUACGGAAGAGCGAUGGCUACAGCGUGGAUCAGCUGGAGCGCCUGUACUCCCUCCUCAGUCAGUGUAUCUACCAGCGACGCCGGGACUACGACAAGACCCGGCAACUGGAGGAUAUGGAAGAGUGCGUCCAGCAUUUCGACACAUUCCUGUGAGACCCAGAAGUCACUCUAGGGGGGUGGUGAAGCCCCCUCCCCGGGGGGCUAGGAGUAAGAGGAGUAAGAGAGUGUUGGACCACGGAGGCAAGACGAAACAAGACGCAGAACAAAACACAAGGAGAGGGAGCAGGAGAGAGAGAGAUAGACUAUGGGCAACUUUCAGAGUCCAGUCCUUUAACGUGACGGUGGAGGUGAUGUCGGUGCUGGGGAAACGUGAAAAAAAGAGCAAAUCAAGCCCCCUUCCUGUGGCCGAAGCGUGGACAUGGAGAAGGGGACAUUCUAUGGUGCUAUUGUCUCAGGAAACUGGCCCGACCCAGAUCGGUUCUGCAUAACCAAACUCCUGGAGGUGUUGUGUCAAUCGCACACGCGCACACACACUGAUAUAUACAUAGACAGAAACACUCACACACACCCAUACAUACACAAACACAAAGAAACAAGCGCAAUGAAACACACACACAUGCACACCCCCUGGCACAUUCAGACACAUACACAUCCUGGCACAUUCAGACACACACACACACACACACACACACACACACACACACACACACACACACACACACACAUCCAGACACAUCCACACACACAAACACAUCCAGUCACAUCCAGACACGCACACACAGAAACAUAGACACACACACACCCACACACACUGAUAAACUCAUGCACACGGACACAACCACAGGCCACGCUGGUGCUACUCGGGUGCUAUGCUAACGUUUAUCCAUGCUGCUCUUGGGAUUACCUUCACACUCUGGACUCCCGGACAAGCUACAAUCACACUGAUUGGGUGAUGUCAAACCUCCCCAUGUCUUUUAUAGGUGCUGGCCGUGUACACACGUUUGUGCAGACACACUAAUGCAGACUGGGAAACAAACGCAAAAGACAAGUGUGCGAGUGACGGACACGCACAAACGCACACACUGAGAAGAUCCUCACCAGCAGAAGUGUGAAUGUGAAACGAGGGCGGGCGAGGUUCUGGAUCACUGAACUAUUCUACUCUCUCGCCCUUCGGUGCAGUGUUUCUUCAUUCGGCGGUUAUCUCAUGGCCCAUUUCCAGCUUCUUUGCCGUCUCCAUUAUUACGAUUCUGUGUCCCCUCCCUCACACCCCUAACAAGGAUUUUUGAGUUCACACACUUUCAGUCGGUCCGUCGACGGAGUAAACAACAACCUACUCCUCAGCGUCUCACCGACAUGUUUCUCGAGGCUGCGUUAGUGGAAAAAAGCAAAAAAAACAAUGACGACAAAAAAAAAUAAAAGGAGCAGCUAGCCAAAAAAAAGUUUGACUUUACCGCGUUGCGGUGCACGCAAAACCUCUCCCUCCGAACUGCGAAACUCUCGGACCUCCCUUCGACUUGUUAUUUGAAGUAUUCCCCUUGAUCGCCGCGUGGCGACGGCGGUGGUGCUCAUACAGGCCCCUCCCACACACACACAGCCCGUUCACAGUGUACAUGUUUCCCUUCCCAAUCAAGCUGUGCCCCCCGCGUGCCGCCUCGGCUUCCUUUCCUGACACCCAGGCGGGGGGAACUGGAAGCGGUUCAGACUGGAACCUCGUCUGUAGUUUUCUGCACUGCCUAGCGUGUGCCUUAUUUGAAACGUUGUGGGUGAAUCCGUACGUUGGCCUGGUUUCAGGGAUUUAUUUAGGGUUCGUCACCCGCUUUUCAACCCUUUGCCCCCCACUUUGUGUUGAGGUCUGUGUGUUUAUAAAUACACACUCUCUCAGGCUCACAAAUUUAGUCACUUGUGACAUGAACAAAGGAGUUAUUAUUUGCCCAAAAAUAUCAAAAAAUUAAACACAAACAAAAAAUAUCUCAAAAUGAACAGCAAACAGCAGAAAGAGCGACGACAUCAUCUGUGACUCAUAUAAAGCGUAUACAUCGUGCAUAUGCCUCGCGGUCCAGUCAUGUCAAGCAGGCGCACCUCAACUUAAACUUGAGUUUUGAUGUAUAUAAAUAUAAGCGUACGUUCAGUUCAAUAGACCCAUGCAGCGGUUAAUUAGGGAAGUUACCCAACAAUGCCAACGUCUUAUUGGCUAGUUCAAAGCAGGAUUCUCUGUGCCAUGAUGUGCCCCCCCCCCCCCCCCCCCUUUCCUCAACCACCUCUUCUUCAUAGGUGCUAGGCUGUGAAUACAGUGGUGUUCGUUCCCCUUCGACACAGAAACACUCGAGAUCCGAUGUCAGACGGGCCGCACAGAAAUGCAUUCUUCACCCGUAUUGUUUUGUCAUCCUGCUUCUAAAGAGACGCAUACGAAAUGGCUCCGGAAUCGAUGUUGAAAUUGUUUUUCUUCUCCCGAGUCGUCGGCGUGUGAUAAUGAUCAAGGACAUUCUAGGCAGUGCCAGUCACUAAGAAAUGAAAUUCAUUUUCGUUGUGGUUUUGCCGGUUUUCCAUUUGAUUUUUUUUUUUCUCUUCCCGCGUACAUCAGUAAAAAAAAAACAAAAAAAACGCCUGAGAGAUUUCGUCUCCGGAGGGGCAACACAAUAUUUGUCAUCUUGUCUGCAGUCAAGUCAAACGCAUUAACUGAAGUUAUAAAAUAACAAUCCUGGCAUUGCCAUGUUUGUUUUGUUUGUUCGAACGAGAACCCGUUCAGCAGACGUGGGCUUCAGUCACAAACCGGUCUCCCUGCAACGUCGGCGACCGCUGUGAGACAACCCCGCCGUCUACCGCUAUCUCUCCGUCACCUCCACUCACCACGGCCUUCUCCUCCGCUUCCACCGCGCGGUCCGAUAAGAAAGCGCAAACAGACUGGCAUCCACGGCCUGGCACUCGGGACUACUGCAGAGAGAAACCAGAGCUACCUCAGCCUAAUUUAUUUUGAACACAACAACCACAUCAACACAUGUGAGUUUACUGGGUAUAGUAUGCAGUACUUUGUUGUUUUUUUUGUUUUUGUUUUUUUUCUUCUGAAAACUGUCUCAGCACAUACCAGCGAAGGUACAACAUGAUCUGUUCCACGUCUGUCGCAGUUAUCCCAGGUGUAUUUCAUUCUAUUUGUUGUGGGGGGGCUUUUAUUUUGUUUCCGUAGGUUCGUCUGUUUACAAUUGAGCCCGAAGGAAUCGUUGCUUAUGUUAAGGAAACUUCUUCAACUGUAUGAUUUUAAACUUUUGAGUUGACAAAGCAGAAAUCUUUCUUUUUUUUUCAGUCGUAGGCUUAUUGCCUUGUAUUAUCUCGAUGGAAUUUUGUUUUUCUUCAAAUUAUACGUUUUUGCAGGUUCUCAUCUCACUUGGAUCUAUUAUUUGUUUCCUUUUAUUUAUUAAUGAUAUUAAACAUGUUUUUUCACUUCAUUUUCAGUAUAACGUCUUUUUUUUGUACAUUUGAUGUGUAACAAAUGAAAGUUGUGUAGCGUUUGUGUAGCAGGUUUUUUGGGACUGCAUGUGAGGGGAAUUUAGGGUUACAGUUCUCUCAGGUUCAACACAUGCAACACUUGCUCUUUAAAGUUUCUAUUUAUUUUCAAUGUGAUUUGGGGUUAGGUGGUCAACAUACUGGUAAAAACUUAAUCGCAGAACAGAAUUUCACAAUAAAUAUGGCAUUUCAGUCUGUCUACAGACCACAAGAUGGGUGUAUUCAAACUGGUACUUUCGUCCCCUAUGUUUCGUUACUUUUGUGUCCUUUUGCCAAGAGGGUAAUACAUUUGAUUAAAAAUGCAUUUCAGAGUAAAAUAAAUUGAUAGUGAAAUGUCACACAUUUAAUGUUGAUAAAUUUAAGGACUAACAACCAAUUUUUGUCUGGUAGUUGAGACUACUUAAUCCAAUAAUGGCGUUCAUUUUUUUCUUACAUGUUUUCCACACCUUUUUGAGACGUUUUGUCAAUAGCUUUUGUAGCAUUUUAAGAUUUGUUUUGGAAAAUAAACACAAACCCAUUCUUAUGUAUGUGUUACAUUUAGUGUAAAUUAAAAUUUAAAAUGUAACACUUACUGUACUUCUGAAAUAAACUGCUGUGAUAUACUUAAAUAAAGGUUAAAAUUGUAA
This is a messenger RNA of Gadus macrocephalus (Pacific cod), 9260 nucleotides long. It is a transcript of the gene atad2b, whose product is annotated as ATPase family AAA domain containing 2B. Gene Ontology annotation, cellular component: nucleus. The record is from RefSeq and is a predicted model, not a curated record. Gene Ontology annotation, biological process: positive regulation of transcription by RNA polymerase II. Gene Ontology annotation, molecular function: ATP hydrolysis activity; histone binding; chromatin binding. Lineage: Eukaryota; Metazoa; Chordata; Actinopteri; Gadiformes; Gadidae.